AUGGCGACGGCAGUAGAGAAAACGAAACCUUCUCAAUCUCCGCCUCCUCCUCCAACGUCGUUUUCAUCGUUACCUCACGAUGUAGUCCUCAACUGUUUGGCUCGCGUCUCAAGAAGCUAUAGUCCAAUCUUAUCUCUCGUCUCCAAGAGUUUCCGAACACUCAUGAGUUCACCUGAGCUCCAUGCAACACGAGCCCUAAUCGGGAAAACAGAGUACGUCUGCUUAGACCUUGACAAUAAUAACAGUAAACCUCACUGGUUCACACUUUCACAGAUCCCCAAACAACAGAAACUCAUACCAAUCUCUCUGACUCACCACAAAACUCCCCAGAAGAGCAAGAGAAUCAGAAACGUGUCGAUCCUCGACUGUGGAACUCAUCAGUGUCGACUCCCCAAAUUGCGAGUACCUCGAAGAACUCCAGAAGUCUACAGGGAUGUAGUCCACGGUAACAUCUAUGUGGUAGGAGGCAGCAGGAAUAAUAGUAAGGACUGUGGAGAGGUUUACAAUCCAAAGAUCCAAAUGUGGGAGCCGUUAUCGCCGACUGUGGAUCUAGAUGGAUUGAAAAAGUGUGUCCCCUUGAAUAUUUGCACAGUAGAGGGAGAUAAUAAUUGCACAGUAGAGGGAGAUAAUAACGUGAGGUAUGAAAUAUCGGUUGAGAAAGGAAAACUAGUUUGGCGCAAUAUUGUAGAGGGUUGGAGUUUGGUCAGGGGACUUGAAAGGUUGUCUUCAAAAUCAUAUUUUCCUGAUAAUCUUGUUUCGGUGGCGAGUUUGGGCAGAGGAGGAAGAGUGGCGGUUUGGUGGAAGACGGUGGAGGUUGGUCGUCAAGGUCGGCCUUAUACUCUCCAAUUCAAAACUAAUAUUUGGUGUGUAGAGAUUUCGUUUGAGAUGCGACCAUGCUUGCAUCCUUCGGGAUUACAGUUUGAUGAUGAGCUUUGGGGAUUUGUGGAAUGGUCUAAGAGUGUCGUGUUUACCUUUGAUGGAUGUGAUUCUAGUGAUGACUUCUUUCUACAUUCUGCUAUUGUCACACUAUGA
Molecule: messenger RNA, 1032 nt
Organism: Brassica oleracea var. oleracea
Lineage: Eukaryota; Viridiplantae; Streptophyta; Magnoliopsida; Brassicales; Brassicaceae
Product: putative F-box/kelch-repeat protein At5g02980
Molecular function (GO): protein binding
Source: RefSeq, a predicted model, not a curated record